Messenger RNA from Desarmillaria tabescens, 1788 nucleotides. RefSeq lists its product as uncharacterized. The transcript has 7 exons. Gene Ontology annotation, biological process: intracellular transport. The record is from RefSeq and is a predicted model, not a curated record. Lineage: Eukaryota; Fungi; Basidiomycota; Agaricomycetes; Agaricales; Physalacriaceae. The coding region runs from base 1 to 1788 and encodes 595 amino acids.
AUGUCUGACAUUCCCCCAACCGAGGCGUCGAGCUCAAAGAGCAGUAUCAGGCAAGCAAACUCGCCUCCACCGACGCCGCCAUCACCAGUCGGCUCAGAAACAGAAGUCAAGCUAUCCCGGAAACGAGAGCGUGAGGUCUCUCAGGAGCCAGUUACAACAACGAAGGCCGUCGCUGAUACCGACACCUCUACCCGCGACAAUCGAGAAAUUCGCACCCCGGCAAAGAAGAACAGAGUCGCCUUAAGUUCUACAGCUGAAGAAGAUGAUGGCAUAACAGGCUCUCGGUCGAAUUCGCCUUCACCAACCUUUGGCUCGCCACCCCAAGAGAUGAAAAUCAAGGUUCGGCAAAUCAGCCAGGGCGUCGAGGACCUUAGCUGGCGGAGGAAGCCUAACUUUGUGAUGGGUCCCAACGAUGAACAAGAUUCCGCUCUGGAGAUGCCUGUUGAUAGCGACAAGCUGGACACGCACGAAGAAAGCACCAUUUCCAAUGGGUCGGCCGACAUAAAGGACCAACAAGAAGAACAUGAUGUCUCGCACGUUGAUGAGGCGCCUACUAUUCUCCCGCCCACACCACCCUCUGCGACGGAUGAAGCUCCGAAGAGCUCGCGACGAGACUCCGAUUCCGAUUCUGGCGAGAGAGACAAAGGGUUGAAGAGAAAGUUCCUGGAACGUGGGACCAGCCAGGGUCCGCAGGAGACGGGACCAUCUGAUAAGGCAGCCUCAGAACCCGUGAAACGGCCUAGAGAUGACGCUGGCAAGGACGAUAAUCCUCGUGAGACUAAGCGACCUUCACCGCCUCCGGAGCAGAGUGCAAGUCUACCUCCCAAUUCUCCUGCACCGAAAUUCGGCGGGUUUGGAGCUUACGCUGCUACCAAGUCUCCUUUUGCUUCAGUAAAAGGGCCUAACGUGUUUGGAUCCAAAAAAUCGUCAGGCUCGUCGACCCCGUCAAUUACGCCCUCGGUAUCCUCUUCUUCCUUUGGGACACCCGUUCUAGGAGAAUCGUCUACGGCCUCUACUUCGGCCGCGACGCCCGCAAAGCGUUCUGGUUUUGAGGCCUUCGCUUCACCAGCAUCUCCCUUUGCUUCCAUCGCCCAGAAUAAAUCAUCUGUGUUAGGAGGUGGAGCAUCCAAGCUCGGACGGAGCAAAUCCCCCACGCGCCGAGCGAACUCCGCUAAUUCGAGUGCCUUUUCGGCAUAUAGUGGCGCUAGCCAAGGGUUUGCAUUGCCUGCAUCCAAGCGUGCUCGAGCGGGAUCCCCGGCAACGUCAAAUUUGGAGAAGAAAUCGAGCGAGUCUGUUCUCAAUGGUUCAGACAGCUGUGCAGAAGAGGACAGUAGCGACGGAAAAGGUGCUAGCUUUGGCGAAAAAUUACGGGCAGGAAAGGACCAGUCCGAUGAGGAGCUCGAGGUUCCUAAGAUUGCUUUGACUGAGCAAGAAGUAAUGACCGGCGAAGAAGAAGAGGAGACAAUUCAUCAAGUUCGAGGAAAGCUGUUUGCACUAUCUGACGGCACUGCCUGGAAGGAGCGCGGUACCGGUGUAUUGAAGCUGAAUGUGCGAGCUUCAGAUGGAGGAGGUGCAAGGUUAUUGAUGCGAAAAGAGGCGGUAUACACCGUACUGCUCAACGUUACUUUGUUCCAUGGAAUGCGUUGCGUGCUCGCGCAGGACCCGCGAUACGUACGCUUCAGUGUCAUCCAAGAUGGAGUGACAACACACUAUAACCUCAGGCUGGCGAAUCCCAAAAUUGCGGAAGAGUUGAUGGAGGAGAUCCAUGCAAAUCUUCCGUCAGCAUAA